AUGAGUGGCAGUAAUAGUGGAGUCCAAAAACGCAUCAUGUCAGUGGCACCAAAUGCACCAUUUGUUCAUUGCUGCGCACAUAAUUUGAAUUUGGUUAUUUCUGAUGCAGCCAAAAGCACUCAAGUAGCAAAUAAUUUCUUUGCCACUAUUCAAGCUAUUUUUAACUUUUUUAGUUCUAGCGCUCAUCGGUGGGCCACGUUAGGUUUCAGUGAAGACUUUGCUUGCAAAAUUAGAAAGAAAGUAUUGAAAAAAAUAUGUCCAACUCGGUGGGAAGCCAGACACGAAUCAGUCUCAGCUCUUAAACAACGAUAUAUUGAUGUACUUAAGUCAUUGAUUAACAUAAGUUUAAUCAGUAAGAAGUCUGACGAACGAAGUGAAGCUCAAUCUUUACCAAAAAAAAUGGAAUCUUUUCAAUUUGUGUUGAUGUUGAGUGUUUGGGAAAACAUAUUACGACCACUUCAUGGUGUUUCAAAAAUGUUACAACAACAAGAUAUGAAUCUACAAAAUGCACGAGACAGAUUAAAAGAUGUUUAUUAUUUAAUAAAUUAA
Macrosiphum euphorbiae (potato aphid) is the source of this 549-nucleotide messenger RNA. NCBI's taxonomy places the organism in Eukaryota, Metazoa, Arthropoda, Insecta, Hemiptera, Aphididae. The record is from the annotation of a GenBank genome assembly.